Camelus dromedarius (Arabian camel) is the source of this 1078-nucleotide messenger RNA. RefSeq names its product chromosome 22 C8orf48 homolog (gene C22H8orf48). The transcript has a single exon. NCBI's taxonomy places the organism in Eukaryota, Metazoa, Chordata, Mammalia, Artiodactyla, Camelidae. The record is from RefSeq and is a predicted model, not a curated record. The coding region runs from base 287 to 1078 and encodes 263 amino acids.
GCUCUGGGAAAGGCGGCGGAAGGGGAGGAGCGCUUCGCCGCAGCGACCCACUGCGCAUGACCGUCCCCGGUUGCCUAGGCAGCGGAAAGGCGUCGCCCGGAAGAGGAGCCCCGAUGAACUGCCGGCUCCAAAACCCAUCCCCUGUGGAUUCAGGUCAGACCUGGGGCAGUGUUGACCAUGGCAAAGAAGAUGAGGCGCAGAGCCUGAUGCAAUGCGAUGGCCUUCUGCCUAGAAGUCCGAGGAUUCAGAGCAGCAAGGGGAACUGGCCCACACGGGCAUCAAAACUAUGGCGGACCUUUCGCAGGAGUCCUUCGAGUCCUUUACUGAUGAGGUACAGAGUUCCUGUUCAUUCAGCACCUCUGAAGGACUGCAGCCCUCGUCCUGUGCCCCUGGGAGCAAACCUGGGAGUGGAACACCGGCUACAUGCUUGGAAUAUGGAGACAAGCAAUCUGAGCUUUCAGACUUCAAAAAUAGUGAAAAGAAGUUGAGCAGAAAAUGGAUCAAUAACCUCAAGGGCAAGGAAACGAACUCUGGACAGUACCAAACAGAAAUCACUCAGGCAUCUCUUGAAGAACUGAAUGCUCUUCAGUCUUUCUGUGCCGUUAAGAUAAACCUGAUCCAUCACAGAGUGAACUCUAAGGGGAAAAAGAGCAACCGACAUAAAAAGCUGCAGCUUAGAUCAGAUGCAGAGGCCCCAGAGAUAGAUGCCUUAAACUGUACUGUCCCUGAUGAGCUUUUGAACAGAAUCUAUUUUAAAAACAUGAGGACAACAUCCGAACAGGUGGCAACAGAUAAGCAACACAUUUCUUCUCAUUGUCCCAACUGUAACAAGAAAAGAGAAGAACUGGCCCUAUCUGCCUUCCUGAAACAGAAAAAGACUUUACUGGAGUCACUUCUACUCCAAGAGAAAAUAGAUGAAUAUCUUCAUACGAAAGACUUUCUUACCCGUAUUGGAGAAGCACAUCAGAGCUUUCCCAGUCUUUCAGAUGACCCCAAAACAAUCUGGAAAAGACUGAGUGAGAAAUGUCACGUCGGAUACUCUGGUUUUGAAAGGUCAGAUACAGAGCAGAAGAUGUAG